Molecule: messenger RNA, 2145 nt
Organism: Nicrophorus vespilloides
Lineage: Eukaryota; Metazoa; Arthropoda; Insecta; Coleoptera; Silphidae
Gene: Gr83
Product: phosphatidate cytidylyltransferase, photoreceptor-specific-like
Exons: 2
Coding region: 846-2108 (420 amino acids)
Cellular component (GO): endoplasmic reticulum membrane
Molecular function (GO): phosphatidate cytidylyltransferase activity
Source: RefSeq, a predicted model, not a curated record
CUUGAAUGGAAACUGUUUGUUAAAGAGUUUAGUGCCAUUUAACAUAAGGCAACGGCAUGACAUUUAUCGUGACCGUAGUUCUGCAGCACACCAUAUCGAUUCGAGCUGUUAUCGUCCGCAUCAGCUCAUUGUGCUUUUUUUUUUUUUGCCGCUUUUUAUAAUUCUUAUGCUUCAAACAUUGAACGAAAAAACGUAACGCUGAACGUAACAUUCGCAGUGUCGCAAGUGAGGUGAUACCAAAUAUUAGAGUUGCGUUACUUUUGAAUACGCGCUGAUAAAACUAGUGUAAUCAAUUCCCCCUACAAUGCUGGUAUUCAGUGUGCCGCAUACUCUUAGGUCGGAACAAUGACAAUUUGUCCAGUUUAGUCACGUAACUCUGAGCAUAUAGAAGAAAGAAAGAUAUACAUAUAAAUAUAAAAAAAGGGGAAUAAUCAUUUAUCGAUUCCAGUACUUGUUGGGCUUUCGAAACUUGUCUAGUGUGAUUUAAAAUAAAACGAGGUAUUUCUUGGCUCUCUUUACCUCGAUCUCUCUCGCACUACGAGCGUGCAUGUGUUGUAUUCUUCAUUAGUGCGCUGCGGAAAUUCAUCAAUUAAUUCAACCUUGAUGUGAUUCCUCUACCUCAACUACAUUCCAACAGAUUGUAAACGCUCGGUUCAAGAGGAGUAAGGAAAAAAGUGCAACAAAACAUCACACACACAGACACACACAAACAAAACACAUACGUGAAGCGCAGACAACGUUAUCAUCGUUGCUUCGCUCUUGGCCUGUAUUCCUUUUUUGACAAAUAAAGAAGUUAAGUCGGAUGGAAUGCAAAUGGAUUCGUGGGCAAAAUAAAUCAGAUCAAGAUGACAAUCGGUCCGGAUUUAUUGCACCUCCAUAUGAGGAGGAGAUCUUCGGUGCCGGAUAGCAAGAGUACGAAGAAGCCCUACUCCAAAUUGGACAAGCUCGCUCAGAGCAGAACGAUCAUGGAUAACUUCAGGAAGCUUCCGGCAUCCAUGCAAAACGUCUUAAAGAGAACUGUAUUCUGCAUAAUUCUACUGGGUUACUUCGUCUUCGUCAUCUACGGCGGACCAAUAACUAUCCUAUUAACCACACUCGCAGCCCAAGUGAAGUGCUUCUACGAAAUCAUCGCCAUAGCUUACAAGAAGCACGAUAUUAGUACUAUACCCAAUUUCAAAUACAUUGCCAACUACUUUUUAGUUUCUGCCAAUAUAUAUUUUGGCGGUGAAACUAUCAUCGAGUAUUUUGGACCAUUCAUUAACUUAGUGGAUACCCUAAACACUUUAGCUACAUACCACAGGUUCUUUUCGUUCUGCUUUUACUUCAUAGGCGUGAUGUGGUUUGUGCUUAGCUUGAAGAAGCACCAUUAUAGGAAACAAUUCUCUCUGUUGGCUUGGACGCAUGUUAUUCUUUUGGUGCUAGUGGUGCAAUCCUAUUUAAUUGCUAAGACUAUAUUCCAAGGGAUGAUCUGGUUCAUCAUCUGCAUCACUACAAUCACCGUCAACGAUAUCAUGGCGUACAUCUGCGGAAGAUUCUUCGGGAGGACACCUCUAAUAAGUCUAUCUCCGAAGAAAACUUGGGAAGGCUUCAUAGGUGCAGGGAUCUUUACGAUUCUUAUCACAUGUUCCUUGGCUUACUUCCUGUGCGGCAAUGAGUUUCUGAUCUGUCCGAUAGAGUAUCGCCAGAUUAAUUACGAGAUUGUCAAGAUAACCCAGUGCACGCCGGAUGACAUGUUCCAGUUGAUGGACUUUCCAAGGUUCGGCGUACAAAUGUACCCGUUCGUAAUACACGCUUUCUGGUUCUCAGUUUUCGGCAGUUUGGUGGCUCCAUUCGGAGGAUUCUUCGCUUCCGGCUUCAAGAGAGCCUUCAAAGUUAAAGACUUUGGUGACACGAUUCCUGGACACGGUGGAAUCAUGGAUCGAUUCGACUGUCAAUUAGUUAUGAUCACUUUCGUAAAUGUUUACAUAACUAGUUUCGUUGGUGGCAAUAGCGCCAACCGCAGCACUCAAGAUAUUUUUCAUAGAAUAUUAACGCUGCGCCCCGAAGACCAAUUAGAAUUAUAUUACAUGCUUAAAGGUAGUCUAGUGUCCAAUGGAAUUAGGCUCUAAAGAUCAAAAAUAAUUAUACUUAUUUAUUAAUUUAUUA